AUGUAUUCAUUCUAUUUUAUUCUCUGUUUCUUUAUUUUACUUUAUACAUUUCAUAAUACAUAUGCUGAUGAUAAACCAAAAGUUAAAAAAGAUCCAAGAGAUUUUACUGAGAAUGAUGUUAAUAAUCUAUUUGAAGAAUGGGAGGAAAAUGAUGAAGAUGUAUUACCUGAAGAUGAACGACAUGAUUUUUAUUUACGUCAUCCAUAUGGUAAACAUCAACCACCUAUGUUUAAACCAGAUGAAUUAGUUGGACAAGAUCCACAAAAUUUAUUAAAAAUGACAAAAAAAGGACAAUCAUUAAUGAUGUUUGCAAGUGUUUCUGGUAAUCCUACAAGACGAGAAACAGAAGAAAUAACACAAAUAUGGUGGGCAGCUUUAAAAAAUGCUUUAUAUGAUGUAACUAAAUAUAUUGUUGAUGAUAGUCGAGUAUUAUUUCUUUUACAAGAUGGUUCACAAGCAUAUGAAGUUAAAGAUUAUCUUGUUCAACAAGAUCGUUGUCAAGAAGUAACAAUCGAUAAUCGACCAUUUUUAGGAAAAGGAGCACAAAAUGCUCAACAAGCAAAAGCUCAAGAUUUAUAA
Molecule: messenger RNA, 579 nt
Organism: Rotaria sp. Silwood1
Lineage: Eukaryota; Metazoa; Rotifera; Eurotatoria; Philodinida; Philodinidae
Source: the annotation of a GenBank genome assembly